Dracunculus medinensis (Guinea worm) is the source of this 309-nucleotide messenger RNA. NCBI's taxonomy places the organism in Eukaryota, Metazoa, Nematoda, Chromadorea, Rhabditida, Dracunculidae. The record is from the annotation of a GenBank genome assembly.
AUGAAUGUACUUCUUUUCGAAGAACGUGAAGUUUGCACAAGAUGCGGUGGCGAUGAAAGAAAUUGCUCCUCAUUGCGAAAUCUUCCGGCUGCUCAACUUCAACUUCCACCAUUCGUUUACUCCAGUCAUAGUUCUUCUGUUUCGCCUCAGCGAACGUCACCAUCUCCCUACACAUAUGAUUACUCGCAGGUUGCUGAAGAACGGCGUCGUAUAUGUCUUAAUAAUGAUGGUCGUUCUAACAGCUUUACAUCAGCUUCUAGAAUUGUUGAUAACCAGGUUUCUACAUUCACUGAAGAAGCAAUAGGCUGA